Molecule: messenger RNA, 983 nt
Organism: Somion occarium
Lineage: Eukaryota; Fungi; Basidiomycota; Agaricomycetes; Polyporales; Cerrenaceae
Source: the annotation of a GenBank genome assembly
GUGCCUCAGAUGAGGCGUUGGAAUAUUUGGGCGGACCGUCUUAUGAAAUCAAAAGAAACCUUGGGGACCAAAGGAAAAGACGAUGUCUAUUGUUGUGUAAGUCGAAGCCAUAAAUGGUUCACGGCUCGUUUCUUUUCAGGUGAUACCAAGAAAAAUUUCCACAUUCCGACCAUACGUCUUAAUGUUCUCACUCUGACUUCCUCUGGAGAGUCCUCCAUUACGGCAAGUGGAAAAAAAAACGAUGGGGUGGAGUGGAGCAACAAGACAACCGCCAACUGGUCUAUGCCAAUUUUGAUCCAUUCAGAAUCGACCGGCGAGCUAUCUGUCGAUUUAUCGCAUGCCGAUUCCCCAACAUUUACCGACAAGGACCCAUCCGGUGUAUGUCCUAUUUAUAUUGCCAGUCUCUUCAAGAACAACCUGCCGGAUGUAAUCGAUCUCAGUACCUUCCAGGACUUACAGACGACUUUAGAGGGACCUUGGCCGUUUGAUACAUUGGGCAGCCAAGUCUAUGGACUUUCCAACUCUGCAUUCACCCGUAGCGGGGACUUCGUCGCGGAGAUGUGUGCAUACACUGAGGUGUCUGCGCCUCCGACAAACAUGGACCGUUUGGAGCAUAAUAUGGCAGCAGCCCAUGCUAUUAAUACAGGGACAGCACGAAGGGCGGAGAAUAGUCGAGAUCAACUUCGCUUGAACCGGACUUCGAACACCUCCGAGGCCACCGCCGUAGACAGCUCAACUCUGACAAUACCGGUAAACUAAGAAGGCGACACGAGUGAGAGAUAUAAUCGGGGAUGAAUAUCUUGGAUUCGAUAUUCAGAUAAAUCGUCUUUCGCGACACGAGAAUGCUGUAUCCCCACGAAGACCGAGUUUGAUGUCCUCCACAAUAUGUGUACUACUAGUAUCAGCUCAACCGAUAUUCAAGUCUCCACAUGUGGUGCUUCAAAUGUUCAAGUUGCAUCUUGUAAUAGACAUGCUGUGUCCCU